This is a messenger RNA of Coregonus clupeaformis (lake whitefish), 793 nucleotides long. RefSeq names its product p53 apoptosis effector related to PMP-22. The record is from RefSeq and is a predicted model, not a curated record. Bases 135 to 692 code for a protein of 185 amino acids. The transcript is spliced from 3 exons. Gene Ontology annotation, biological process: cell-cell adhesion. Lineage: Eukaryota; Metazoa; Chordata; Actinopteri; Salmoniformes; Salmonidae. Gene Ontology annotation, cellular component: cell-cell junction; membrane.
GCACAGAUUACGUUGCAAACUAGGGUGGAGCUUUCAGAUUUGAUCAGUAAAAAAGGUGUAGUUUACACAAACCCAUAUCGUAUCUGGACUCCCGACCGCUUCUAUCCGCACUGUCCGGUUUGUGUUUGUCGAUAAUGUUUCGCUGUGGACUUGCGUAUCCAAGAUGCAGGUGGAUCGUACCACUUCUUUUGCUUUUUGCGAUUAUAUUUGACAUUAUUGCAAUUGCUGCUAACUCGGGAUGGGUUGAGAACAAGGACGCAAAGUCCCACUACGCAAGUAUGUGGAGUCAAUGCCGAGGCCUGCAUGACAACUGGGAAUGCAAAUCUCUCAUGGAAUUCUCUUGGGCCCAGGCUGUGGCAGCUCUUAUGAUCAUCGGCCUCAUCAUCCUCAUCAUCGCCUUCAUCAUCUCCUGUAUCGCUCUCUGCUGCACCCUCAACAUCAGCCUUCUGCCCGUCAUCGGGGUCCUGCUCUUCAUCACUGUGAUCAUUCAGUUCAUCGCCCUCAUCAUCUACCCAGUCAGGUUCAAUGACCUGAUCUUCGAGGGCCACUACGACUACACCUGGGCCUACGGCUUCGGCUGGGGGGCCACCAUCCUUAGCAUCGGCUGUGGGAUCCUCUUCUGCUGCCUGCCUCGCUACGAAGACGAGCUCACGGGCCUUGCCAAGACCAAAUACAUCUAUACCUCAGCUUAGAGGAACCACGGACACCCCCAGGCUUCAUCUCAAUAGUCUGAAGUGACUUCCCUUCUCCUUAUCUCCUUCCCUCCUCAUCUCCUUCUCAUCUCCUCAUCUCC